GCGUAACAAAGAAGUGGCAGCGACGCGUAUUUAAUAAAAAGGACGCAUUGCAAAUAAUCAAAUAUUGAAAGCGUGGCUGUAAAGUGUAAAAACAGUAACGGGACUUAGGAAUUAAUUUAAAUAGAAGUGCAGUUAACCAAAGGCCGAUUAUAGUGUGCGCUUUCUUAUUUUUGCAACGAAAAAAUCGAACAAUGGAUCCCUUCACGCAGCGCAUGCUCGAGAAAGCGGAACAGCGCAGUCGCGCCCUAGGGAUUACAAAUGCCAGUAAGUUCCCUUUGGCGGAAUGCAUUCCGUUGCAUUCCACGGAGUAUACCACGAAUGUCGAUGCCUCCUCCAGCAGCAGUAGUGCUUCAAAAGUUAUAUCCAAUGCAGUCACAGGCUCCGGCAGUGCUAACUCCAAUUCCAAAGUUGUAAUUUUGGAUAAGGCCAAUCUGGAGGCGUCGCCAACCAAACCGCUCCGUCACUAUGCGGCCGUCAACAAGGAGAACAUGGAAAUGGGCAUUGAGAUCAACAUAACGACAGACAAACCAAUUGGGGUGCAAGUUGAAAUUCAAGAACAGGACGUAACUGACGACGAGGAGCAAUGCCAAGGUGGUGCCGAGGUUCAUGAGCCGGUCGUUAAUCAGCCCCUGGCAAGGCUUCGCGACACCUCACGAAAUAGACUGCAACGUAUGGGCGCCUUGUACUCCAACACCAAUGACUUGUCCUCGCCCAUACAUCGCACCGAGGGUCAAUUCCAUGCGGAUGAUGAUGAUGUUGAUGCUUACGGCCACACGCACAGUCCGAGAAAAGCAAAGCAACGUUUCGGAAAACUGGCGGCGCUGGCAAACACGAUUAACCAGUGGGAGGAUGAUACUGCACAUCAUGAUGCGCACAGACCGCUUAGUACAGUUCCACCCCAGAAACCUGAUUUGCCAAGUCGCCAUGCCAUUGGUUCGGUAGAAAAGAAAACAAAGUCACAGGCCCCCCAACCGCCACGCUGUGUGCCAGCCAACAACGAUGCAGUAGACGACGCGAUGAAGGUGAACAAAACAAAGCAAUUGAAAUGGGAUCCCAAGGUAUUGAGCUCAUUGGAGGCACAAGGCUUUCAACGGCGUGAAUCAUCCACAAUUAAACAUACCUAUGAUUACACCGAACAGGACGACGCUCCAUCUGAAGCUCAGGCAGCCACACCGGCGGUGCCUACUAAAUCCACAGCGGUUAGCAAAGUGGCCAAGACAUUUGACACGGCAACAAUGGGUCCUGCGAAACCAGACAAACCAGUGAAUCCAGCGCCAACAACAACUGUAAAAUCCGGCCUGGUUUCUGGUCGUGCUGCGAUUUUUGAAAACAAGGCGUAUAAUGCAUGUCAGACACAAAACGUCCAACGCAAUCAAAAGGAUCCAUGUGAGCUUUCGCUGAAGGAGCGCAUGAAACUCUUUGAAACUGGUAACAACAAAGCAAUGCUGCCAAAAGCGCCCAUAUCAUCAGCCCCCACGAUUAGCCAAAUAAGGCAGGAUCAGCCAAAAGUCCAUGCAGUACAUCCAGUCACCGCUGCUGCCUCUUCAAACUUGGUCAAACCCAAGCCAGAGAAUAAACUGCGCGAUAAGGUGGCUGCCUUGGUAGCUAAUGCUCAAUCAUCGGCCGAAAACCGCAUCAAGGAUAUCGAUCGCCAGCGCCAAGAGGACAUGCAAAUUAUAGCAAAUCGUUUCAACAAGCAAAAGGAACUAUUAAACCAGGAAGCAACUUUCAAUCCUCCACAACAACAACAGCCUCAACUAUCAGCUCCGAUGCAAGGCAAAGUGGUACGGCCGAUGCCACCACCACCACCGCCACCCGUUAUGACAGCAUCUGUGCUGGCCAGCAGCAAACGACGCUCACCUGGUGAUGCCAUGGAUGAGGAAUCAAAGCGUGCUCGCACUUCAAACUCAUCUAACAAGGCGGCUGAAACCGCAAAUCGUCUUUAUCCAGCACUAUCUGACCUCGAUUCCAGUGGCGACAAUUGCUGUGCCACUGUCACCGCUUCCUUAACUGACGGCACAGAUCAGGAGGACGAACUAGAAAGUUACAUGGAGGAGUCUGAAGUUGACAGCGUCGCAAAGCACAGUGCGGGUGACGAGGAUGACGAACAGUCCCAGACUGAGGACAGCAGCGCGGGCAUGUGCAACGUCAGCCUCGGCCGCGAAAUAAUGCAUGUGGUGCAGCAGAACGAGGCGCAGCAGCAGAGCAAAAAGACUGUAAGGUAUGCCGAACAGGACUUUUAUUACGGCCAUGAUGGGCACGAUAGCUCAAUGAAUUCAUCGUCCGUGGCCUCUACGGGUAUGGAUGACUAUUUAGAUGAGGCCCUGGGAGACGAUGAUGAUGGCACACAAGAUGAAAGCGAGGACGAACACAAUGCGAGUCAUAUAUCGCGGGGCAGUAAAGGCACGACAGCAUCAAACAGUUUUUCAUUUCGCAAAACACCAGCAGCUGUGUGCCAAACUAUUGCCGAGCACGAAGCUAUGGACGUGCAGACGCCACUGCUGAAUGGAGCACAACCAGUGAAAUCUGAGCUAAGCGUGAAUCAGGACAAUGACAAUCUUGUCACAUUGGUUCACACUGUAAGCUUUUAUCGUCGACAGCAAAGUGCCAGCAGUAAUAACUCAACGCCUGUGCGAAAGAUCUGCCGAGAGCAACAAGUAUUGCGGUCGGCCUUGGACGCCGGAGGAGCCAAGCAUAAGCUGGAUUAUGGCUCGCCACAGCAAAGCGAGAGCGUAAAUACGGACAACUGCAUCGAAGAGGAAGAUGAUGGGGACGAACACGAUUCACACAAUUUAAAUGAUGCUGCCAUGGCGCAGGACAAAAUUAAGAAGCUCCUCAGCGAAGUUUGCAAGCAACAGCAGGUUAUUGGGCAGGCUAGCCAGGCUUUGAAUCUUUGUGCCGCCACAGUAGAGUUUUCCGGCUCCACAGAGUCGGUUGAGGGUGAACGCUACUUGUUGCUAGCCACGCAUCGCCGCCAGGCCUGUUUGGAUGAAGUACAACGUUUACGCGUGGAAAACAGCUUACGGCCUGUUGGCGCGCCUAAGGAAAAGGGUCAGUUGAUAGUCAAGGAAAUUACAAUACCACUACGUCAGGAGUAUGUGCGCAAAAUGGCAACGGGCACCAUUACUGGCCAUCAUCUGGUUUGUCUACUUAAGUACAACGAGCAUGUACUGGCCACCAAAACAGUACCGACCAUGCCCGGCCUGUUGUCCGUUAAGUUUCCGGAUGUGCUGCAACUGAAUAAUGUGUACGCCGAUUUUAGGAUAACACUUGAGAUUUAUGGCAUGUUGGCGCAGCGCGAUCAACUGCCCCACGAGUUGAAGUACCACAUUAAUCAGAACAAGAAAGGUGGCAUAAAAACACCGAAGAAGAAGGGCGGCGAAAAUCGUCUGGUUAUGCCUCCAGUGCAGAGUCCUGCCGGUCCUCAUGUGGUUCGCACACCCCAAUUGGUGCAAUACGGCUUCGCCAUAUUCUCGCUGCGUGAAAUUCAACGCACAACUUGGACACUGACACAGGUACUGGGCGUCAGUCCUUUAGAGGGAGUCGUGCAUAUGAAGGUCAACUGUGAACUGUCCGUGUGUGUGGAAUACAAAGGUUUUCUCACCAUGUUCGAGGACAUUUCCGGUUUUGGUGCCUGGCAUCGUCGGUGGUGCUAUCUCAAUGGGUCUGUUCUCAACUUUUGGAAGUAUCCGGAUGAUGAGAAAAAGAAAACACCCAUGGGUUCUAUUGAUUUAAAUGCAUGCACCUCGCAGAAGGUGAGCACAGCACCGCGAGAUAUUUGUGCGCGCCUAAACACAAUGCUGCUGGAAUGCGAGCGCCCAGCCAUAGAUACCGAUCAGGAAUCGCUUAUAAUAGUCCCGAACGGACGCAUGACCACUGUGCGGCAUUUACUGUCGGCCGACACAAAAGAGGAGCGCGAGGAAUGGUGUGCUUACUUUAAUAAAGCGCUGACCUUAAUUCGCGCUUGGGGUCCGACGCAUUAAAAACAUGUCUCCCCGACUACCUGACAUUUGCAAUUGUUUUGAAUAAGUACAAGUAGAGUGGGAUUUUUGCGGUUGACAUUUCCAUUAUUGUUUUUAAGUUAUUUCGCCUUUUGGUUUUUUUUUUAAAUUACUUGCGUUCUAAUUUUGUAUGUGCGUGCAAACAAGUAGCAUACUUUUUGUAAAUUUAAUGUAUUAUUGUAGUAAUUGUCCCUUAAAGAAAUGUCUGCAAGUAUCAGUCGAGUUCGUUGACUAUUUCAAUUAAGCAAAAGUCUAUAUUGUAUAAAUGAAAAAGGCAGAAUAAAUUUAAACACCAUAUUUCAUAGUCCUUUUGUUUUGAAAAUAGCUAUUACAGGUCUAAAUUUCUCUUUUGUUACACAUUUAUAGGUUUAUUUAAUAUAUUUAUAGUACACAUAUAUAUUAUUGUUUAAAUACAUUUAUGAUACACAUAUAUUUUAUGUUUGUUAUCCAUUUGCUGCUGACUAUUUAUGCGUGUUUAGCUAAUUUAAUGUGUGUGUUGUACAGAGUGGCUCAAAGCAACGUUUUACUUCUCGAGCUAAUUGGACAAUUCAUCCUCUUCAUUGAACUGCAAAGUUUUAAACCA
Molecule: messenger RNA, 4584 nt
Organism: Scaptodrosophila lebanonensis
Lineage: Eukaryota; Metazoa; Arthropoda; Insecta; Diptera; Drosophilidae
Gene: scra
Product: anillin
Exons: 12
Coding region: 192-3983 (1263 amino acids)
Biological process (GO): mitotic cytokinesis; septin ring organization; actomyosin contractile ring assembly
Cellular component (GO): actomyosin contractile ring
Source: RefSeq, a predicted model, not a curated record